AUGCAACACCUACAAGAACUGGAGAGCCGUCUUGACCGAUUGAUCUCGGAAAAUCGCCUGCUGGUUGCAGCCCGAGAUGAAGCCGAAGACAAACUCCGCAACGUCAGCGUCGCUCGACGCAAGAGCGACCAUGCACUCAACAACCGCGACGCCGAUCUGCGUGACCGGGCCGCCGAGGUGGAACAAUUGAAGAGCUCGCUGGAAUGGUUCCAGAAAGAAGUGGCCCGGCUGACGGAAGAAAACGAGGGGCUGACAAAGACAAGUUCCAACCUCACUGCCACUCACGCGCAGGAGGUCCAAGUGAUGCAGGAUACGUUCAGUCGCCAGGUUGAUGAAUUGCGCUCGGAAAAUCAACAGCUGUCGGCGGAAAUGCACGAGCGGGUGCGACAAGAGGUGGACACGGCGUUGGCACAAAAGGAUAUGGAGCUGCGACGGCUGCGGGAGGACCUGGAGACUGCCCGCGACAAGGUGAAGCAACUACAACAACAGAUCGCAGCGGCCAUGCAAGACGACGUCCUUGUCUUCCGCGAUGAGGACUAUUUUGAUGCUGCGUGCCAGAAGUUAUGUGGUCACGUGCAGCAAUGGGUCCUCCGUUUCUCCAAACAUUCCGAUCAUCGUCGCUGCCGCAAGCUCGGCGACCUGCAAGAUGAAAAGAUCGCCGACCGGUUCGACAACGCCAUCCUGGAUGGCUCCGAUGCCGAUACCUACCUCGCCGAUCGGGUGCGUCGUCGUGACGUGUUCAUGUCUGUUGUCAUGACCAUGGUGUGGGAAUUUAUCUUCACCCGCUAUCUGUUCGGCAUGGAUCGCGAGCAACGGCAGAAGCUCAAGUCUCUGGAGAAACAGCUGGCCGACAUUGGCCCGCGCAGUGCUAUCCAUCGGUGGCGAGCCACGACCCUGACACUGCUCUCGAAGCGGCCCACCUUUUCGAAGCAGCGUGAGAGCGACACCGAAGCUGUGGCUCUGGAGAUCUUCGACACUCUGUCGCGUCUCCUCCCGCCCCCGACCAAUGUCGAGGCCCAGCUUCUAGACUCCCUCCGCAAGGUGCUCCGGGUCGCGGUCCACCUAUCUAUCGAGAUGCGUACGCAGUUGGCGGAAUAUAUCAUGCUGCCGCCACUGCAGCCCGAAUACGACACCAACGGGGACCUGGCCCGGCAAGUCUACUUCAACGCUUCCUUGAUGAAUGAGCGCAGCGGUGAAACCAUCUCCAAUGACGUCCUGGAAUCGCAGCAGGCGGUGGUACGGGUUGUCCUAUUCCCGCUGGUGGUGAAGAAGGGCAAUGACCGGGGCGAAGGCGACGACGAGGUGGUGGUCUGCCCGGCGCAAGUGCUCAUUGCUCGGCCCAACAAGGACAAGAAGGUGGUCAAGAUGCUGAGUGGUGAUCGCAUGUCCCUAGAUACGUCGAGAUCGGUCCACAGCAUCGCUCCGUCCUCGACCAUGGACAUGAGUAAUGUCAUCUGA
This is a messenger RNA of Aspergillus ibericus CBS 121593, 1458 nucleotides long. RefSeq lists its product as uncharacterized. NCBI's taxonomy places the organism in Eukaryota, Fungi, Ascomycota, Eurotiomycetes, Eurotiales, Aspergillaceae. The coding region runs from base 1 to 1458 and encodes 485 amino acids. The record is from RefSeq and is a predicted model, not a curated record. The transcript has a single exon.